AGCGAGGAGCCGCGGGCACGGCCGGGCACCGAGGAGCCCCGGGCACGGGCGGAUGAGGAGGAGCCGCGGGCGUGGGCGCGGGCGGACGCGGAGGAGCAGCAGCUGCGGGAGCUGAUCCGCGGCGCCGGCAGCGCGCAGGAGCUGCUGCAGCUGAGCCACGGCGCCGCCCUGAGCAGCAACCUGGCAGCGCUGGCCAUCGCCCGCCUGGCACGGCUGAGCGCCCAGCAGCGCCUGGACACGCAGAGCCUGCACGGGGACCCCCGCUUCCUGCAGCUGCUGGGCACCCUGGACGGCCAGGUGUCGCAGGUGUGGAACACGGCCCUGCUGCAGCUGCUGCGCAGCCUGCCGGCGCUGGGGCUGGCGCGGGGCGGGCGCCAGGUGCGCUCGGUGGAGCAGGAGGUGCUGUGGCGGCUGCGGCGCCUGCCCCUGCGGCAGCUGGUGCAGCUGGCCGAGCAGCAGGCGGGCCAGGCCGCCCCGGGGCCGCUGCUGCCCGAGGUGCUGCGCAAGCUGGAGCUGCGCUGGACCGAGCUGGACGGGCCGCGCCCCGUGGUGACGCUCAUGGCCAAGGUGGGACACCUGUCCCCCGCCCUGAUGGAGCGCCUGGAGGACAAGGCUCUGGAGCUGGCAGAGCAGUUUGACCCUGACGAGCUGCGCCGCGUGGCGCUGGCGCUGGCGCUGCAGCAGCGCCGCUGCGUGCCCCUGCUGCGGGCCCUGUCCUACCACCUGCUGCAGAAACCUGCUGAGCUGCCCCUGCCCGUGCUCACCGACCUGCUCUUCGCCUUCAGCAAGCUGAGCUUCCAGCAGCCGCAGGUGCUGCACCGCCUGGCCCUGGAGCUGCAGCCGCAGCUGUGCAGCCUGAGCCCGCCGCAGCUGCUGCGCUGCGCCCGCUCCUUCGCCAGCCUGCGCUGGCUCAGCCGGCCCCUGGCCGAGGCCAUGGCUCAGUACUGCCUGGACAACACGCAGGGCCUGUCCCUGCCCCAGCUCUGCGGGGUCCUCGUGUCCUUCGCCCGCCUCAACUUCCAGCCCAGCUCCAGCGAGGAGUUCUUCUCCAUGGUGCACGAGCGGCUGCAGGGCCAGGAGCAGCAGCUGGACGUGCACCUGCUGACAGACGUGGUGUGGUCCCUGUGCGUCCUGCAGCAGCCCCGCGCGCCCCUCCUCAGCCACGUGCUGUGCCCCGCCUUCCUGGCACGGCUGCGAGGUGACAGCUCCCCGCGGGCACAGAGCUCGUGGCUGAAGCUGCUGCACAUCAAUGCCACGGCCAGGCUGGAGGCCCCGGGCUACGAGGGGCCCUUCCUGCCCCCCGAGGAGCUGGGGGGGCACGGGGACAGGGACAAGGACAAGGCCACCCCCCUGCAGCGGGGGCUGCGGGAGGCACUGCCGGGGGCGCUGGGGGGCCACGAGCUCGUGAGGUACAACGUGAGCACAGUGUACGGCUGGGACAUCGACGCCGAGGCCGUGCUGGACGGUGACAACAAACCUCUGCCCGUGAGGGACUUCACUGCCCCCCACUUGUCCCACUCCGAGGGGACAAAGCCACUGCCACCCGGGGCCAGGAGGGUGGCCGUGCUGCGCUGGGAGCUGCCCCAGUUCAGCUCGCGGGGCCGGGAGCUGCUGGGCCGGGGCUCCAUGGCCCGCAGGCACCUGAGAGCCGCGGGCUUCCUGCUGGCCGAGGUGCCCCACUACGAGUUCCUGGAGCUGAAGCUGGAGCGGCAGCGCGUGGCCUACCUGAAGGACAAGGUGGCCAAGACCCUGGCCGGUGACACGGCCGGUGACACGGCCACCUAGCCCGCCCUGUGGCCUCAGCACCUCCUCAGGGGCCACGGCCCUGUGCCUCUGUGAGCGGUGACCGCGCCGAGGGGCCCCGCGGCCGACCCCGGUGGCAGUGUCACCGCAGCAGGGUGGCCACGUCACCAGGCCCCCGUGUCCCCGUGUGACCGCUGCUCCCUGUCACCCACGGCUCAAAUAAACCCACAGCUGUACAGGGA
Passer montanus (Eurasian tree sparrow) is the source of this 1985-nucleotide messenger RNA. RefSeq names its product transforming growth factor beta regulator 4 (gene FASTKD4). NCBI's taxonomy places the organism in Eukaryota, Metazoa, Chordata, Aves, Passeriformes, Passeridae. The transcript has 10 exons. The record is from RefSeq and is a predicted model, not a curated record. Gene Ontology annotation, biological process: regulation of mitochondrial mRNA stability; mitochondrial RNA processing. The annotation marks the transcript as partial. Gene Ontology annotation, molecular function: RNA binding. Gene Ontology annotation, cellular component: ribonucleoprotein granule; mitochondrial matrix.